AAUGAUCUAACCUAAAUUAAAUUAAUUUUUGUAAAUAUUUUUGCUUUAAAUUUUCGUUAGUUCAUUGUGUCUAUAAUUCUUUAAAGGAAAUAUUGUAACAGUAAUUGUCUUCACUCAUUUUUGCUUUAAUUUAAGAUGUUUAGGUGCAUAGGCCUCUUGGGACGUUUAGUGCAUAACGAUUUGCCAGGACAUAUAGGACUUUAUUCCAAAGUGAAGUCAUUAAGAGUUAAUAAUUUAAAUAUUCAGCAACAGUCUGUUGUCAGGUUUUGUGAUCAACUUAGAGAUAGUAAUGCCUCAAUAAAAACCACGAAAAAAGUUGGGUUUAAUAUAAACGACUUAUUGAGUCACAUCAACAGUGGCAAAACAUUUUACCUAAAGCAACUAAAAAACGUCUUUCACACUAUAAAAUUCGACACUCUAAAGUCAGAGGAUGCAGAGCUUCUCUUGAAAUGUUGCGGUUCCUUAAUACCAGACUCUUCUCGGAUACAAAGAAACGCUCUGUGCCAAGAGGUGUUUAAUGGUCUAAAGCAAGCUGACAAUUUAAACACUGGCAUCAUUAAUCGAUACAUAAAGACUUGCACUGAAAACAAUUGUCCAAUUACUGACAAAGAGUUUGUAUUAAAAUCUCAACCGAAUUACGACACUUAUAAACUAUUGUUAGAGAAUGUUUCUCAAUUUGGAAACGUUCAGGAGGUGUUAACACUUUUAGAGGUAAUGAAAACUAAAGAGAUCUCUUUAGGAAGUGAGAUGGUCAACAGCCUUAUUUUGGCUCAUACAAUCAACGGAGGUCUAAAGUCCGCUCAGGCUGUAUUGGAUGCAAUGAGGUUAGUGCAUAUGUCUGAUAAUUAUUAUGCAAAAUUGAACCUUCUUAAAGGACUAAUAAGGAGGAAAGAUUUGAGUGAGUUUAAGUUGGCUGCAGUGGACUAUCAUGUGAGUUUAACUGAGGAGGACUUUUUGGACUUUAUCGAGGAACUCGGUGUUAAUAAAUUAGACUCUUGGUUAGAUGAAACAGAGAAGUUUUACAAGCAUAUUCCAAUAAAUAGAGACCUGCAACUGAAAAUUGAGAAAAUAUGCAUUCAUUUGGUUCACAUGGAGCAACCGAGGGCGGCAAUGAAUAUUUAUAAGAGAUUUGUUGAGCCACAAUUGGACGUUUAUUAUGGAUAUUGUGUGUUGAAGGAGAUGCUGCAUUGUGAAGUUGACAUAAAACAUAUAAUUAAUGAGGCCAAAGACUUAAUUGAGAAAGACCUAAACCCAUAUAUAUUGGAAAGUUUAACCGAGUUAGCGUUGAAAUUUAAAUACACACAUCAAGCGUGGGAGCUAUUAAGGAGUUUAAAUACUUUAAGGCCUCACUACUUUUGGCCUUUACUAAUUCAAGCUGGAAAUGAGAGAGGAGAGAUCGGGGUUUUAUCAACGUUAAAGACUAUUAAGGAGUUUAAUGUAAAACUGAAUGCAGAGACCUUGGAGCACUAUAUCCUGCCCUAUUGUGAUGUGGCCAAUUUUAAGUUGUUGAUAAUUAAGCUGCAGGCUGUCGGGUUUACUGUGAAAGAGAUCGUGAGUCCUUUGUUGGGGGUUUUGUUGCAGCAAAAGAAGACCAAACGUGCUGCCGAUUUAUGUCGAAACUAUAACGUCGAAAUUUUCGGAGAAAACUUCAUAUAUUCACUAGCGAAGGCCUGGACGGUCACAAAAGACUCUGUGUCCGUUAUAACUUUAUUUGCCAGAUAUUGCGAGUCCAACAGAUCAGAGGGAGACAUCGUCGGAAAUUUCCUAAUAACAAUUUUGAAGUCUGACUUGAAAGAGUUUCGGUCUUUUAUCAGAUUAAUUCAGCUUAUAGGUAAACAGAGACUCAGAAUUAGCCCUCAGUCAGCUGAAGUCGUGCGUGAGAUGUGUAGUGAUUUGGUUCCUACGGAUUUACGGGGAGAACUUGAGUCUGCUUUACAUUCAGUGGUGGAUUUAGGGCUGAAUUUUAUUGAUGAAGUUGUAAUUCCGCAUCCGAAAAACAUGGACAUAGACGGCCUGGAGAGCCACCUGAUCGAGCUGCAAGCGAAAAAAAUGGAAACGCGCGGCGUCUUACGCAAACUGAUCCAGAUGCAUGCGGGAAAAGGCGACGUGCACCGGGUCAGGCAGUUACGCCGGCUGUUCCUCGAAUCAGGAUACGAGGAAUCGGCGGGUAUAAAAAGCUCGAUAAUGCACAGUUACGUGCUCGCCAACCAGUUAGAGGAAGCUUUAAGGCUGUACGAGGAACUGCUUAGUUUGCAUCCGACAUUUAGCUUGGAUAGUUUUAAGUUUAUCGAUCUGGUGAAAUUGCUAAUUGAGAACGACAGGUUCGAGGAGGGGCGUGGGGUUUUGGAAAACGAGUUGUCCAGAUGUAAAAAAAAUGGGAACCCCAGUACGAUUUUGAGGAAUUGCAGGGAGUUACUUGGGGCGUGUCGUACGCCAAAGGAAGUGGAGUUGAUCUUCGAUUUAUUGAUUCGAAGUGGAGUAUGCGCGGUGAAUAAUGUGAUCCUGGGACCGUUGGUUAGGAUACAUAUUACACGCGGAAACAUUGACAAAGCCGUGAAUAAAUACGUCGAAUUGGCGAAAAAGUACAAAUGCACGCCACUGCAACUCGAAGUGUUCCGUCAAGUAAUAAAUCUAGAAAAUGGGGAGCAAUUGGAGCAAGUUCUAAAUGCCACCAUAGAGGUGCAUGGUGUACCUGCGGCUCAUGUGGGUUUAAUAGCGGCUCUCGCUGAAAACGGACAAGAAAACGCUUUAAGGAAAUUUUUAGCGAAUAUAAAACAUCCUAUCGCGGGCCUUUUACAAAACAGAUGCAAACGAUGGGUUCAGGAGCAUAAAGUGGAACCUCUGAUAUGUUUAGCUAAAGCCUUUUACAGGUUACCAAGGGAAAUCUUCGAUGUUGGGUUCAUUUAUAAUUGUAUCUUUGAUGUUUUCGACAUUACCGGUGACUAUGAGGAAGCGAGCGCGUUCUUUGAGCAACUUCCUGAAGAAUUCAAGAAUUUAAAUAUGGAGAAGUAUUUCCGUAAAAUUACAGAAAAUAGAAACGCUGCAUCGAAACUUUAAACGAUACGAAAAAUUAAUUGUAAAAUAAAUUGUAGAUAGUC
This is a messenger RNA of Anthonomus grandis grandis, 3098 nucleotides long. It is a transcript of the gene Lrpprc2, whose product is annotated as leucine-rich PPR motif-containing protein, mitochondrial. The coding region runs from base 136 to 3057 and encodes 973 amino acids. Gene Ontology annotation, molecular function: protein binding. NCBI's taxonomy places the organism in Eukaryota, Metazoa, Arthropoda, Insecta, Coleoptera, Curculionidae. The record is from RefSeq and is a predicted model, not a curated record. The transcript is spliced from 15 exons.